Molecule: messenger RNA, 1508 nt
Organism: Ornithodoros turicata
Lineage: Eukaryota; Metazoa; Arthropoda; Arachnida; Ixodida; Argasidae
Gene: pths
Product: probable ATP-dependent RNA helicase DDX47
Exons: 11
Coding region: 28-1428 (466 amino acids)
Molecular function (GO): ATP binding; nucleic acid binding
Source: RefSeq, a predicted model, not a curated record
UUGGCGGCGCCGUUAGUCAAUACAAAGAUGGCGUCGCCCACGGUGUCGGAAGAUUCGGAUUCGAAUGAUCUGGAAAUAGAUGAAACCCAUGAAGUUGAAGAAGAUGUCACCUUCAAAUCUUUGGGCGUCGUGGAUGUCUUAUGUGAAGCUUGCGAGCAACUGAAAUGGAAAACACCAAGCAAAAUUCAGCGGGAAGCAAUUCCUGUCGCUCUGCAAGGGAAAGAUGUGAUAGGCCUUGCCGAAACGGGAUCGGGUAAAACAGGAGCUUUUGCUCUGCCCAUUCUUCAAGCACUCCUUGACACACCACAGAGGCUCUUCGCUUUGGUCCUUACUCCAACGAGAGAACUGGCAUUUCAGAUUUCUGAACAGUUUGAAGCAUUAGGGGCCAGCAUCGGUGUGAAAUGCGUUGUGAUUGUCGGUGGCAUUGAUAUGAUGACACAAGCUCUCGCCCUUGCAAAGAAACCUCACAUUGUGAUUGCUACGCCUGGCCGAUUAGUAGAUCACCUGGAGAAUACGAAGGGUUUCAGCCUCAAAGCUCUCAAAUACCUUGUGAUGGACGAAGCCGAUCGAAUUCUAAACAUGGAUUUUGAGGAGGAGGUUGACAAGAUCCUCAAGGUUAUUCCUAAGGAACGGCAUACUUACCUGUACUCAGCAACAAUGACGAAGAAGGUCCAGAAGCUGCAGCGGGCAUCGCUCCAGGAUCCAGUUAAGGUCGAGGUCUCUUCCAAGUACCAGACAGUUGAAAAACUUCUCCAGUACUAUUUAUUCAUACCAGCAAAGUUCAAGGAUGUGUACCUAGUGUACAUCAUGAAUGAACUGGCAGGAAACUCUUUCAUGGUGUUCUGUAGCACCUGCAGUAACACGCAGCGCACUGCCCUGCUGCUGCGAAAUCUGGGCUUCACGGCCGUCCCUCUUCACGGACAGAUGAGUCAAGCAAAACGUCUUGGAGCACUCAACAAGUUCAAAUCGAAGAACAGGUCCGUUCUCAUUGCCACAGAUGUAGCGAGCAGGGGUUUAGAUAUCCCACAUGUCGACUGCGUCAUCAACUUUGACAUCCCCACCCACUCCAAGGACUACAUUCAUCGUGUGGGGCGCACGGCUCGGGCGGGGCGCUCCGGCAAGUCCAUCACUUUUGUCUCGCAGUACGAUGUUGAGUUAUACCAGCGGAUCGAACACCUGAUCGGGAAAAAGCUGCCUCUGUACCAGACGGUUGAAGAAGAGGUCAUGAUGAUGGUGGAAAGAGUGACAGAGGCCCAGCGAUAUGCGAGAAUGGAAUUGAAAGAGGAAGAAGACAAAAAGAGGGGAGGCAAGAAGCGGAAAGCAGACGACGACAACGAGGUGGACGAUACGGAGGAAUCUCGUGGCCUACACAAGAGGAUUGGAAAGAAUAAGAAACAAGGGGGUGGAUUCAAGACGAAAAAGAAGUAACUUCUUCAACUUCAGCAACUGCAUCGUCGUUGUUUAUUUUUAUGUACAGGUAUAAUACAUCCGCUGCAUUACAUUUGUCA